Messenger RNA from Guyanagaster necrorhizus, 1774 nucleotides. RefSeq lists its product as uncharacterized. The record is from RefSeq and is a predicted model, not a curated record. The transcript is spliced from 2 exons. The coding region runs from base 52 to 1674 and encodes 540 amino acids. Lineage: Eukaryota; Fungi; Basidiomycota; Agaricomycetes; Agaricales; Physalacriaceae.
AUUAGUUCCUGACUAAUAUCUGCCACAAGUCUUGGAGCGUGAUCACGAGUCAUGGUUCCAUUACAGUUCAGAGUGGAGCUUCUUCUUGCCAUACUUAUACUUGCUCAGCGCACCCACUUUGAAAAUAUUUUCGCCUGCAUAAGACUCGGAUUAAUGUCUAAACACACCAGGAGUACUUCUGAUGAACCAGAUUCGUCCAUUCAGCAGGUGAAGAAGACCAAAAACGACAUCGACAUUCGGGCGCUACUUGAUGCGGCAUACAGUAUCAAGACCUUUCACCCAGGCCUGCGCACAGCGUACAACAUAAACACCGCCCUCACUACCAUGUUCGACAAAGACUCCAAGGUCUCUCAAAUUGGUGCCAUCGUGUCCUACUUCGAGCACCAGAAACCGCCCAAACAAGCGCAGGUGAGCUGUCGUACUGUAGAGGUUAAUCUGAGUCUCAUCGAUAUACGACAGAAACAAGUAUUGGACAAGGUCAUUUCCAUGCAAAAGCAAGGCGUAAAUUUGUUGAGACGAUACGCAUUUGGUCGACUCGGUCCUAUGACGAUCAAAAGAGAGCUCAAAGUAACCCGUCGAGACUGCGAAUUCAACGGCAAACUCGGCCAGCUCAACAAAGACAUUCUCCACUCGUGGCUCCAGAACACCAUCAUCUCAAGGUAUGGCGACACCGCGGAUCUCCAAACCAAAGUAGAUAUCAACGUUCGAAACGCGCGAGAAAUCAACGCAGAUGAAUUUACCGUGGAGCCCGAGUUGCUAGACGAGAUUGCAAAGAUCUGGAAAGAGAACUUCAUCCCCGGCGAUGUCCGUGUCGAGCCACACAAAAUCCAUAUCUACGGAGAAGGCGGUCACUUCAAGGCUCAUCGCGACGCCUUGGAACAUGGCCUCGUGGGCAAAUUCCUCGUCGGACUGUAUGACUCUGCAGGAACGUCCAGCUUCGGGAACUUUCACAUAGACAGCAACUACUUACAUACAGCGGCGGGUAGUUGGGUUGCCUUUCACCCCGAUGUCCCACACGAAGUGACGCCUCUGGCUCCGGGAUGUGCGCGGGCCGUCAUCGCGUUCAAGUUAUUCAGCACCGGGGAUCCGAAUGAGGCCGCGACCCGUUUUGCUGACUUGGUCGACGAAACCGAGCCUGUCCUCCAGGGCAUUCCACGUCCUUUUGGGAUAAUCCUCAGCCGCAAGUACUCGACGGGGACGGAAGUCGAGCUCAACGGAUAUGAUGCAGUGAUGUUGUCGGCGGCUAGACAGAUAAACGGAACAAGAGUUCGCGUCAUUCCUGUUGUCAUCAGGCUGCUCGAAGAACGUUAUUACGACGAAGAAGAGAGCCUGACUCGGAACUACGUUUCCACUCAAGUUAAGCCGUUUACGCAGGCGCAUGUGGAUCUCCAGCUUGGACGUAGAUCUAGCGAGGUUAAGGAGGAGUGCGCCUGGUUUGAAUGGUUCAAAGAGGUCCCGUUCUACAGUUGGGAUCUGAGGAGCAGCGCUGCUCAAUGGCAGCAUUAUGAGCAUAACAUUGGUUACCCUGAGCCAGAUGGGACACGGCACGAUUCGUUACAUCUCUCUUGCGCUAUCGUAGUUGUACCUGGGAAAGCUGAGAAAGCAUCAGGAGAGAGGUAUUUACCACGUCGUGUCCGCCCAAUGUUUCGUCGUGUACGCCAAGGACGUAGCUGAAAUUGUUCCAUUAGGGGUACGCAAUACAUAAUAAGUACUUACUCGUUGCUUAUGUUCUUGACGACAAAUCGCGCAAGUUCCAAGGAGCAGAGAGAUACCA